GAUUCAUUGAUCUGCUGGUUAUGUUGCAGUUUUUUCUUCAGGAUUUAAGGUGAAUAAAACGAUACAGCACGUUCAAAAGUGCUUCAGAGCUUUACAGAUGUGUUCCAAACAAAAUGUUAUGGACAUCAUUUUGCUGUAGUCCAGUCGUCGCUACAACACAGUGAUUGUGAAGUCCCCCUCGAAGCAAUUCACCAAUAAAUGCUCUGAAUAUUCCUGUCAUCUUUGAAUUGAAGAAGAGUUUCCAGAAGUGCAGGACAAACUUUUAGUGUGUCAACAAUUUCUGACACACUACUGCAAAGAUGGAUUUUAUUAAAGAGGAGAGAGAGGACAUGGGUUAUCCAGAACCACACAGAGUGAAAAAUGAUGAAACUGAGGAACAAAUAGACUUGAUGCAAGUGAAAGAGGAAAGUAAAGAACUGGAUGAAAUGGAGGAGAAACAUCAGUACUGGACACCUAAUAAUUCAGAAAAAUAUUCCUCACAAAAAAGAAGUCAAAAGGCUAAAGGCAAAGGAUCUUUAACCUGCCUUCAGUAUAAAAUGGGUAUCACACAAAAAGGACAACUUAAGAAUCACAUGAGAAUUCACACUGGAGAGAGGCCUUUCAUAUGCCUUCAGUGUGGAAAGAGUUUCACACAAAAAGAACACCUUAAUAAUCACACGAGUAUUCACACUGGAGAGAAGCCUUUCCUAUGCCUUCAGUGUGGAAAGAGUUUCACUUGUGCAGACAGCCUUAAGAAGCACAAAUUAACUCACUCUGAAGAGAAGCCUUUCCAGUGCCCUAUUUGUGAAAAGAGUUACUGUUGUAAUCGAGACCUUAAGAGGCACAUAACCACUCACUCCGGAGAGAAGCCUUUUACAUGCCAUGAGUGUGGAAAGAGUUUCACUUGCGCAUACAGCCUUAAGAAGCACAAACUAACUCACUCUGGAGAGAGGCCUUUCCAGUGCCCUAUGUGUGAAAAGAGUUACUGUUGUAAUCAAGACCUUAAGAAGCACAUAACCACUCACUCUAGAAAGAAGCAUUUCAUAUGCCUUCAGUGUGGAAAGAGUUUCAAAUGUAAAGCUUAUCUUAAUUGUCAUGCAAAGAUUCACACUGAAGAUAAGCCUUUCACAUGCCUUCAGUGUGGAACGAGAUUCAAACACAAAGCAAACCUUAAUAGGCACAUGGGAAUUCACACUGGUGAGAAGCCAUACACAUGCCUUCAGUGUGGAAAUAGUUUCACACGUAAAGGUGACCUUACUGUUCACAGGAGAAUUCACACUGGUGAGAUGCCAUACACAUGCCUUCACUGCAAAAAGAGUUUUAAUCGUAAUCAUCAUUUAAAGCGUCAUGCAAGGAUUCACACUGAAGAGAAGCCUUUCAUGAGCCUCAAGUGUGGAAACACUGAAGAUAAGCUUUUCACAUGCCUCCAGUGUGGAACGAGAUUCAAACACAAAGCAAACCUUAAUAGACACAUGGGAAUUCACACUGGUGAGAAGCCAUACACAUGCCUUCAGUGUGGAAAUAGUUUUACACGUAAAGGUGACCUUACUGUUCACAGGAGAAUUCACACUGGUGAGAUGCCAUACACAUGCCUUCAUUGCAAAAAGAGUUUUAAUCGUAAUCAUCAUUUAAAGCGUCAUGCAAGGAUUCACACUGAAGAGAAGCCUUUCAUGAGCCUCAAGUGUGGAAACACUGAAGAUAAGCCUUUCACAUGCCUCCAGUGUGGAACGAGAUUCAAACACAAAGCAAACCUUAAUAGGCACAUGGGAAUUCACACUGGUGAGAAGCCAUACACAUGCCUUCAGUGUGGAAAUAGUUUCACACGUAAAGGUGACCUUACUGUUCACAGGAGAAUUCACACUGGUGAGAUGCCGUAUACAUGCCUUCAUUGCAAUAAGAGUUUUAAUCGUAAUCAUCAUUUAAAGCGUCAUGCAAGGAUUCACACUGAAGAGAAGCCUUUCAUGAGCCUCAAGUGUGGAAACACUGAAGAUAAGCCUUUCACAUGCCUCCAGUGUGGAACGAGAUUCAAACACAAAGCAAACCUUAAUAGGCACAUGGGAAUUCACACUGGUGAGAAGCCAUACACAUGCCUUCAGUGUGGAAAUAGUUUCACUCGUAAAGGUGACCUUACUGUUCACAGGAGAAUUCACACUGGUGAGAUGCCAUACACAUGCCUUCACUGCAAAAAGAGUUUUAAUCGUAGUCAUCAUUUAAAGCGUCAUGCAAGGAUUCACACUGAAGAGAAGCCUUUCAUGGGCCUAAAGUGUGGAAAGAGUGUGUCAUGUUCAAAAACUCUCAAAUGUCAUCUGCACUCUCUACACACUGGAGUAAAGUCGUUAGACUGUGAUCAGUGUGGGAAAAAGUUUUGACAUCACAUGUAAAUGAAGGUCAAAACUCAUUGAAGAUGCACCAAAGAAUUCACCCUGGAGAAAAACCUUACAAGUGUUCACUGUGUGGAAAGAGCUUCAGUCGGCCAGGAGCCCUGAAAGUACACGAGAGAGUGCAUACUGGAGAGAAGCCAUUCCACUGCCAUGCAUAUGGAAAUAGCUUUAGCCAAUCAGGUCAUUGACUGGUUCAUUAAAAAAGGUGACAUGAAAAUUGUCACAGUAUGAAAAAAAAAAAAAAGUCCAAAUAUAGAAUUCAAAGAUAAAAUCCAGUCAGUGUACAAUGAUGACAUACUGUAUAUUGAUGGCCAAGCAACCAAUGCAUAGGCUAUUCCUAGAUAUAUAGUACUAUGUAUUAUUUUUAAAUCUGACUGACGUUAAUUUGUCACACAUUCAGUAGGGAAUUCACUAAGAAUUAAUUGCACCCACUGAAAGUGUUGUUUAUUUACACAUUCUUUCUAUGCUGAUUUAGCAUCUGAUUCAUUAAAGAAAUUUUGCAAAUCAAACAACAGAUCAAACUUGCCGGUCGGUUUAGUUUGCUAGGCUAUGGAGGAUGCCGAUGAUUACCGCAGUCUGACUUGCUCUGCCGGCCAGGACUUUACAGAAUGAGUCAUGACAGUUUUGCAGACACCUGAAUUGGCUCUUUAAAAGGUUUUACUUUAUCAUUCAAUCUGCCAUGAUCAACAGAAACUUCACACAAACAGUGUGUCUUUGCUUACCUGGUCUAGGUGCUCCUGAGUGGCACAGCUGCCUUCUAGAUGUUUGUGUGCUUAAGAAAAUGCUAGACAAAGAGAACAGAAUGCAGGUGUCUUGAGACGCAUUACACCACGUGUAAUAAAAUGGCUUUUAUAACGUUAUAUGACUGGUGUUUUUAUCUAAUGUGAGUGUGCAUGAUUUUAUACAUAAAGUAUGUUUCCAAAUUACUAUUAAUUUCUUUUGAAGUAAAACUUUCAAAAGUAGUGCACCUUUAAAUUGAUUAAAUAAAAUAAUUUUCCCAGAGUUGGAUUAUUCGGGCACCACCCAUUUAAAUGUCUUAAAUAUUGAGUUACACCCUCCAGAUUUGAGUGGAAUGAUAAUGUAUUUUACCGGUGACGAUAGUAUUUCACAAGCCAAAUUACAGUUCGAAUUUGGGGUCCUCAUCUGAUAUGAAAAAUGAAUAAGAUUUUAUAUUAGAUAUUAUAUAAGAUGGAAUAUGUCUAUAAAUAGUAAUUGUAAUAA
Molecule: messenger RNA, 3581 nt
Organism: Myxocyprinus asiaticus (Chinese sucker)
Lineage: Eukaryota; Metazoa; Chordata; Actinopteri; Cypriniformes; Catostomidae
Product: oocyte zinc finger protein XlCOF6-like
Exons: 3
Coding region: 300-2348 (682 amino acids)
Source: RefSeq, a predicted model, not a curated record